UAAAUAAGUGCACCCAAACCAACUCCACGUCAGUCAUACAAGAGUUCAAACCACAACAGCACCGUAGGACUAGUUUAUUGUUCACCAUGGCCGCUGGUGCUCUGCCUCUCCCGCUGCUGCUUUGCGCUCCUGCCUUCCUCCUCCUCGCCGCGAGCUGCGGUGCAGCGCUAGAUGACCCGGCGAGUCUCCUGCGGCGGGCCAAGGAUGCGGAGUUCAUGGACUGGAUGGUGGGGGUGCGGCGGCGGAUCCACGAGAACCCAGAGCUUGGCUAUGAGGAGUUCGCCACCAGCGAGCUCGUGCGGCGGGAGCUCGACGCCAUGGGGAUUCCCUACAGGCACCCUUUCGCCGUCACCGGCGUCGUCGCCACUGUCGGUACGGGCGGCCCGCCCUUCGUCGCGCUCCGGGCCGACAUGGACGCGCUCGCCAUGCAGGAAAGCGUGGAAUGGGAGCAUAAGAGCAAAGUGCCAGGGAAGAUGCAUGGAUGUGGCCAUGAUGCACACGUUGCUAUGCUGUUGGGCUCUGCUAAGAUUCUUCAGGAGCACCGUGACGGGUUGCAGGGUACUGUUGUUCUUGUUUUCCAACCAGCUGAGGAAGGUGGUGGUGGGGCAAAGAAGAUGAUAGAAGAUGGAGCUGUGGAGAACAUAGAGGUCAUGUUUGGUAUCCAUGUACUUGACACUGUGCCUAUCGGCGUGCUGGCAUCGAGGCCUGGUCCUGUAAUGGCAGGGUGCGGAUUCUUUGAGGCGGUAAUAAGUGGGAAGGGAGGGCAUGCUGCACUUCCUCAUCAUACUAUCGAUCCAAUACUGGCUGCAUCCAGUGUUAUUGCAAGCCUGCAGCAACUUGUUUCCCGAGAAGCUGACCCUUUGGACUCACAGGUAGUAACGGUUGGAAAGUUUCAAGGUGGAGGAGCCUUCAAUGUCAUACCUGAUUCUGUCAUAAUAGGUGGUACCUUCCGAGCCUUUUCCAGGGAGAGUUUUGAUCUACUGAAGCAGCGAAUUGAAGAGGUCAUAGUGGCACAGGCAUCCGUCCAGCGCUGCAGCGCCGUCGUGGACUUCCUUGGCAACGAUAUGCCUUUCACUCCGCCAGUAAUCAACAACCCGGAGCUCCAUGAUUUCUUCGUGAAGGUUGGCGGCGAGAUGGUCGGCCCCGGCGACGUGAGAGACAAGCAGCCGAUGAUGGGAGCCGAGGACUUCUCCAUGUACGCUGAGGCCGUGCCCAGGACAUAUUACUACUUCGUGGGGAUGCUCAACGAGACCCGCGGCCCGCAAGCGCCACACCACAACCCCUACUUCACCGUCAACGAGGAUGCUCUGCCGUAUGGCGCCGCCAUGCAAGCAGCGUUGGCAGCUCGCUAUCUGCUUGAGCGGCAGCAGCAUGUUGCCGCUGCUAAGGUGGAACCCCGCGAUGAACUGUAGAUGAUGUGGUUCACUGUUGAAUGAAACUCUGGUUAAACCUGAACUACAAUCGUCAAGUCAUGUCAACCUGACUGACUCGACGACAGCCUCUGUAUCGCCGGUGAUCAUGCAACACUUUCUUUAGCUAAUAAUAUCCUAAUUUGGUU
Molecule: messenger RNA, 1558 nt
Organism: Lolium rigidum
Lineage: Eukaryota; Viridiplantae; Streptophyta; Magnoliopsida; Poales; Poaceae
Product: IAA-amino acid hydrolase ILR1-like 1
Exons: 5
Coding region: 87-1412 (441 amino acids)
Biological process (GO): auxin metabolic process
Cellular component (GO): endoplasmic reticulum
Molecular function (GO): IAA-Ala conjugate hydrolase activity
Source: RefSeq, a predicted model, not a curated record